GUUUUCGGCGGCGAGAGUCGCAAGUCCCGGUCGCGGCAGAAGUCCAGCGUGUCCAGAUCGAGAAACGUCAAACGGCAGCAACACAAGAUGGCGGCCAAGCGUCGUCUUCUUUCAUCGAGCAUGGGCAAGAUGGCUACAGCGGCUACCCUCCCUGGCCUCAACCUGGCUACCCCCCGUCGCAGCUUGGACCCAGGAUGCCUUGGGCUCCGGUGGCCUCCGGUCACGUGCCCCGUUUUCCGGCGAGGGUGUUCCAGCCUCAGCGUGGGCGUGAGCCCGCUCCGCCUCGGACGGGUGGGAUCGGAGCAGACGACGCCUGCUACUUCUGUGGACGCCGCCGUCAUGAUCGGGCGGUUUGCCCGGCGUCUCAAGCGACAUGCUUCUUAUGUGGAAAGUGGGGACACUUUGCAGUGGCGUGUCGGAGUCGUCGCCCGCCGGCGGCUGCCUUCACCUACGAUCGGCGACAGGCAUCGUUCCCGGUUCAAGGCCGUGGUACUCGGCGGACCUUCGCCGAAAGACAGUUCAGAGGGGACCGGCCCGGCCGGGUGAACGUGGUCGGCCAGUCGCUGUCUCCUGAGGAGCUGCCAAGCGUUAGGCUGACGGAGGAACCUGUGGUCGUCGGGACGGCCGAGCGACGAGAAGGCGGCAGCAUGCGUCGUGACGCCUUCAUGGCCGAGAUCACGCUCACGGAGGAGGAGCAUCACAGCGGGAUGUGAGGCCCAUGCCCAACCCGCAGCGACGACCGUUCACCGCGUCGUCCUGUCAAGCAUCGCAAGUCCCUGGUUCUCGACCAGCGGCAAGUUCCAGACCUUCAUUUGCGGAGAACCCGUCUCCUGCUUCAUCGGUCUCUGAAGAGACCACACCUAAAGUCUUCGAGGACGAGUCAAGUCCGCAACGUCAUCCUGAGAGUCAAGGGCUCCAUAGUCCGCAACGUCAUCCUGAGAGUCAAGGGCUCCAUAGUCC
Ixodes scapularis (black-legged tick) is the source of this 960-nucleotide messenger RNA. RefSeq lists its product as uncharacterized. The transcript is spliced from 2 exons. NCBI's taxonomy places the organism in Eukaryota, Metazoa, Arthropoda, Arachnida, Ixodida, Ixodidae. The record is from RefSeq and is a predicted model, not a curated record. Bases 195 to 713 code for a protein of 172 amino acids. Gene Ontology annotation, molecular function: zinc ion binding; nucleic acid binding.